UGAUAGUAAAAUUCUUUUGGCAAUAAAUUCCUUUCAAAAAAUAAAAUAAAUUUGAUGUCCUUAACUUUUAUAAUUGCAAGUGGAAAAAAUAGAUCAUUUAUGAUAUUAUGAAAACCGCGUGUGUUUUUGCGAGGGAUGAGUUUCUUUCAGGGAAUCAUUGAUUCCUUUAACUCUGUUUUCUCUCCUCAAUCCCUCAAUCCCAAUUCUUCUUCUUCUUCUCAAACCAAUCUCACUGCAAUGGAACCUUCUCCUUCUUCGAUUUCCAACGAACGCGUCGCUUAUAAGCUCAAAGGAUACUUCGAUUUGGCCACACAAGAGAUCGAUAAAGCUGUUAGGGCUGAAGAGUGGGUAUUGAUUGAUGACGCUAUUCUUCACUACAGGAAUGCUCAAAGGAUCCUUCUCGAAGCUAAUUCAACUCCUGUUCCUUCGUUCAUCACUUCCAGUGAGAAACAGAAGGUACAAUCAUAUCGUCAAAAGAUAUCAAAAUGGCAGGGACAAGUUUCUGAGAGAUUGCAGGCUCUUAAUAGACGGGCAGGAAGCUCAUUUUCCAAUCAGAGCACCUCAAACUCAAACGUUGCACAAACUGCUGCAAUUCCAUCUAAACUGUCAAAUACUACAAAAAAAGUGUUACAAAAGAAUCCUCAAAGAAAAGAUGAGGUGAAUAAAGUUCCAAGCCCAAAAUCUAGUCAAACAUCUGGUGCAAAUUAUGACACAAAACUGGUUGAAAUGAUUAACACUGCCAUUGUAGACAGAAGUCCUUCUGUUCGAUGGGAUGAUGUUGGUGGCCUUGAAAAGGCAAAGCAAGCUUUAAUGGAGAUGGUGAUUUUGCCAACUAAGAGAAGAGACUUGUUCACUGGUCUUCGAAGGCCAGCUAGAGGUUUGCUUCUCUUUGGUCCACCUGGUAAUGGUAAGACCAUGCUUGCCAAAGCAGUGGCAUCGGAAUCAGAAGCAACUUUUUUUAAUGUCACCGCAGCUUCCUUGACAUCAAAAUGGGUGGGUGAAGCUGAAAAGCUUGUAAGGACACUAUUCAUGGUGGCAACAUCAAGACAACCAUCUGUAAUUUUCAUUGAUGAGAUUGAUAGUAUAAUGUCAACAAGGACGGCAAAUGAAAAUGAGGCCAGCAGACGAUUAAAAUCUGAAUUUCUUAUCCAGUUUGAUGGGGUGACAUCCAAUCCUGAUGAUAUUGUCAUUGUAAUUGGUGCGACCAAUAAGCCCCAGGAACUGGAUGAUGCAGUUCUUCGAAGACUAGUUAAGAGAAUAUACGUACCUUUACCAAAUGAAAAUGUUCGGAAACUUCUGCUAAAACACAAACUCAAGGGUCAAUCAUUUUCUUUACCUAGUAGAGAUCUAGAAAUGCUUGUAAAAGAGACCGAAGGAUACUCUGGAAGUGAUUUGCAAGCCUUGUGUGAAGAAGCUGCAAUGAUGCCAAUUAGAGAGCUGGGUUCAAACAUUCUUACUGUCAAAGCAAAUCAGGUAAGAGGACUGAGGUAUGAGGAUUUCAAGAAAGCAAUGUCUGUCAUUAGACCAAGUUUAAACAAAAGUAAAUGGGAAGAGCUUGAGAAGUGGAACCAAGAGUUUGGCUCAAAUUGAGGUCUUUAUUCAGAGCAUGCUGUGAAUUCUGCAUGUGCUUAAAAUUAAGUAAAUGUACAUUAAUUACAAAAAUAUAGACCAAAACAAGUGCUUCAAGGUCUAUGGCUAAAAUUAAUCAUGUUAAAGCUAUUUUAUUAAUAAUGGCUAUCCUGAAAUCCUGUAGCCCUGAAGGCCUUGUUUUGAAUUUAGAGACUUGCACAUACAACCUUCAAUGGAAUGGCUGCCAUUAUACAUAGAUAUGUAUAUUAUAUAUAAAUUUAAAAAUUCCAUCU
Molecule: messenger RNA, 1862 nt
Organism: Lathyrus oleraceus (garden pea)
Lineage: Eukaryota; Viridiplantae; Streptophyta; Magnoliopsida; Fabales; Fabaceae
Exons: 13
Coding region: 136-1590 (484 amino acids)
Cellular component (GO): microtubule cytoskeleton
Molecular function (GO): ATP hydrolysis activity; ATP binding
Source: RefSeq, a predicted model, not a curated record